Centruroides sculpturatus (bark scorpion) is the source of this 2109-nucleotide messenger RNA. Its product is annotated as THUMP domain-containing protein 1-like. Lineage: Eukaryota; Metazoa; Arthropoda; Arachnida; Scorpiones; Buthidae. Gene Ontology annotation, molecular function: RNA binding. The record is from RefSeq and is a predicted model, not a curated record. Gene Ontology annotation, biological process: tRNA modification. Bases 235 to 1098 code for a protein of 287 amino acids. The transcript is spliced from 6 exons.
CUUCCAUCGUCGACAAUCUUCAGAUACAAAUGAAUUGCUUGACACGUGCCGAAUAAUCGAGAUGAGGAUUGGCCGUUUUGCCGAAUUGCUUUAUAUCGGCCAUUUUGACACGACUGUGAGGACUGAGGAGGAAAAUCUUUAGGAUUCCAUCUGGCAACACUUCCAAAAUUGUCAGAAGAUCACGUCUCGCCUGCCCAUGUGGAAGAUGAGCAAAGUUUAGAUUAAGAGUCAACAAUGAAUCAGAAUACCAGGAAAAAAAGAAAGAAGAAGUUCUACAAACAGUUUUCAAAGAAGCAAAAGUACGGAACUCUACAACCAGGUGUUUUUGGUAUUUUGAUCACGUGUAAUAACAAUGAGAAACGGUGCAUUCGAGAAGCAUACAACAUUCUUAACGAGUACGGUGACAGACUGUUCGGACCGGAAGCGUUGGAGACAAACACAGAAGAUCAGAAAGAUGUUGAAAGUGAAUUGGAAUUAGAAUUGCAGAAUCUGAAGAGUAAAACAAAAAGAUUUCAGCAAUUAGAUACUAAAGUUUCAAACUGUUUGUUUAUAAGAACUGAGGUAAAUGAUCCUUCUCAACUUGUGUAUGACAUUUUCGAAGAUAUACAAAAAUCACAAAUACAGAAGACACGAUGUAUUCUACGAAUGUUGCCUGUACUGAUAACAUGCAAGGCUUAUCUCGAGAAUAUCGAAAAAUCAGUCGAGGCUCUCUUAGAUAAAUUUAAAGACAAUUCUACUGAACAGACAUUUUCCAUUAUCGUUAAAAUCCGCUAUAACAAUAGCAUUGGGAGAGAGGCGAUCGUGGCUUUGAUUUACCGAGAGAUCAGCAAGCUCAGACCGACUUGGAAAGCUGAUCUGAAAUCUUUUAAAUUAGCUGUUGUUGUAGAAAUCUUACAUACAGUGUGUUGUUUAGGGAUAGCAAAGGAUUAUUUGCAGUUUCGGAAGUAUAAUUUAGCACAAAUAACAGAAUUAUCAUUGAAACCAUCAGUCGAGCUGCCUAAAGAAGAAAAAGAUGAGGUAUCAUCCUCUGAAUCGGAAGAUGUAAAGAACGAUAUGCCAACCAACACACAAUCUCUUAAAGCAGAUACGGUGGAUUGAUUUAAUCAUUAAAAGAAAUAAAAAUCAUAUUUUAUAAAAUCUUCAUUGCAAUUGUUAAAAUUAUUGUUUUUUUUUUUAAAGAAAAACAUCAUUGUCUCAAUUACAUUAAACAAUGGUAACUAUUGAUUAUGUUUGCUGAGAUUAACACUGAUAUAUGAGUACUCAGUAUAUGAGAAUUCAAUAGAACAAACCAUUUUCUUUUAUUUCUCUUCCUGAUUAAUAAGGAGAAGAAAUUUAAUCACGAGUACAAGAAGAUUAAAUUCUUCCAGCUCCAAUUAGAUGGCUUGUUGGCUCCAGUCUCCAUUUUCUUUGUUCCAUUCAUUUUGUUGGAAUGAGUAGCACUGUUGCUAUCAAAGUUAUGCUGUAGUAAACUUUAUCUCUAAAUUAUGAAAUCCUUCUGUUGGUGAUUAUAUUAUUCAUUCAGUUAAAAAAGAAGCCAGAAGGGAAGAGACUACUGUGAUGACCAAAGAAAAGAUUCAAAGAUACAAUAGGGAGGACAAGGAUCUGGUUGCAAUGGAUGAUCUCUGUAAAACUUGAAUGGAGAUGAGGAAUAUCAAUUAAAAAAGCAGUUUCACUUAAAUCUGUUUUACUUGUUUUCUGCUUGCUUAUUAAAAUAUGUCGUAAUGGUAAUUUUGGCAAGUUAUUCUUUGUCUCUCAUGUAAAAGAAGCUUGGAUAUAAUGAUCCAAUUUAAUCCAAAGAAGAACUAAAAGUUAAAGAAAGAAAGCGCGACCAGUUUCGUUAACCUUCAUUAAAAUAGUAUGUUUAUUUCCAACUUGUUAAAAGAAUUAACAUUUAAUCACUAUUCUGCUUUGCUUGUAUUGUUCUGUAUAUUCAGAAACAUCAAACUAAAAUAAUAUUGUAUAGAGCAUGAACCUAAAUCUCCUAAAUGAUUAUAUGGCUGUAUGAUUUAAAUCUAAUCAUCUUGACAUUUAAAAUUUCAUGUGGAAAAAGCUUUUACGAAUUUAUCUUACCCCCACAUUUCUAAAUUGUUUUAUUAAUAAAUAUAAAAU